Messenger RNA from Trematomus bernacchii (emerald rockcod), 3931 nucleotides. RefSeq names its product ring finger protein 103 (gene rnf103). Gene Ontology annotation, cellular component: endoplasmic reticulum. The coding region runs from base 393 to 2540 and encodes 715 amino acids. The record is from RefSeq and is a predicted model, not a curated record. Lineage: Eukaryota; Metazoa; Chordata; Actinopteri; Perciformes; Nototheniidae. The transcript is spliced from 7 exons. Gene Ontology annotation, biological process: protein ubiquitination. Gene Ontology annotation, molecular function: ubiquitin-protein transferase activity.
UGACGUGGCUGCUAUAUGCACCAGCUGAUCGCAGCAGUAAUCAGUUCGGUCAUUACUGUCACUUUCUGAUGAAAAUCCGCAAGCACAGCAGCAACGGGUCACGCGCUACUGACAGGCCGCGGGAAAGUGCCGCGCGUGCAGCGGACACUGUUUGUUUUGUUUGACAGACUGCUCAGUGUCGAGGCCUACCUACGAUGCUAAGCUAACCAGCUAGCUGUCACCAUUCAUGUAAACAAGUGGUGAAGGCAGUAGACGGUCAGGGUUAGCCCCUCUCAGCCGGACGGUGAGGACAGUGCGACCGGCCUACACUCCUCCAUGUUGAGCUAAUGUCUGUUCUGGUUGUCGGAAGCCUAUGACAGUGACUUUCAGCAGCGCUCCCGGACAGCUACAAGAUGUGGAUAAAGCUGUUCUUCUUGCUCUUGUAUUUUAUGGUGUUGUUUAUGCUAGCGAGGCUCUUUGAGGCAGUGGUCUGGUAUGAGACUGGGAUGUUCUCCACCCACCUGGUGGACCCCGUGAGCCUCAGCUACAAGAAGCUGAAGACCAUCCUGGAGAGCAGGGGGCUGCCUUACUCCGGCCUGGCCGAGAAGAAGGAUGUCAGCGAGCUGGUAGAGAAAUCAGGUAAGGGAGAGCUGACACAUGGAGAGCUGUACUCAGCCAUGAAGAAGGAGAAGGAGCAGACGGAGGCAGGAGACGGCAGCACCAUCUUCAGUGGAGAGAUGCACUUCUAUGAGUUAGUGGAGGACACUAAAGAUGGGAUAUGGCUGGUGCAGGUCAUUGCCAAGGACCGGGAGGCCCUGCUCAGUCAGUCUAACUGGGGGAAGAUGGUGCAGAAAGUGUCUCAGUUUGGGAUCAGAACUGGAACCUUCAACUGCUCUAAUGACUACAGGUCCUGUAUCAAGCGUGGCUGGCAGCGCUCCACUCUCAUCAUGUCCGUUCCUCAGACUUCAGCAUCAAAGGGCAAAGUCAUGCUUAAAGAAUACAAUGGCCGUCGCAUUGAACCUGAACACAUCUUCCGCUGGAUGACCUCACAUGUGGCUCAUCGAAUCAAAACACUGCAUCAGUCUGAGCAGCUGUUGGAGGAGUGGCGCUCUGACCCCGCCCACCCGGUGAAGAUGUUCCUGUUCGCCUGCCUGCCCCAGCCCCCCGCCUUCUUCUCUGCGCUGUCCGUCAAGUUUACUGGAAGGAUCGAGUUUGUUUUUGUGGACGUACAUCACUGGGAAAACCACAGCAGCCUAUCAGAGAUAGAUGUGACACAGAGCCCCGCCUACAUUCUCAAGAUGCCUGAGGGCAUCUAUCGCUAUGGCAGCAGUAUCGGGGAGUUCCUGUCCCUGGCUGCUAUGGAUACGUUCCUGCGCGGGGUCCAGCCGGAGGUCAACGAUCUGUUUGUCCUCAGUCUGGUCCUGAUUAACCUGCUGGCCUGGAUGGACCUCUUCAUUACACAGGGAGCAACCGUGAAAAGAUUUGUAGUUCUUAUCCGAACACUUGGAACAUACAACUCUAUACUGCUGGGGUCCUGGCUUCCUGUUCUGGCUCUCCUCCAGCUGCCCUACCUGGACUCUCUGUACGGUUACAGUCUGAAGCUGCUCCGGUAUGCUGACACCACCACCCUGGCCAGCCUGGUGAGAGCUGACUGGACCUUCUACUGCUCCCACCCAGCCCUCUUCCUGUCCACCUACCUGGCUCACGGCCUGCUCGUCGACUACUUUGAAAAGAAACGCCGCUGUGGCAUGAGGAGCCAAGAGGACAGCACCACAAACCUGGAGUGGCUGUCCAAUCUGUGGGACUGGUACACUUCCUAUCUGCUCCACCCAAUCGCAGCGCUGCAGCAGGUCCCAUCUGACUACUCAGACUGGGAGGUCGACCCCAACUUUUUAUUAGAGCGUUUGGCUUUCCCUGAUCUCUGGCUGCGCCCAUUAGUAAACAUGGAGUAUAUUGACACCCUGCCAACCUGGAGGUUCAGAGCUGCUGGUCCGGACAGAGGAGGGGGGGGGGGUGUAAAGCUGGAUGAAGAGACAGAUAGUUCACAUUCAGACACAGAGAGCAUGAAGCAGUUGGAUGCAGUUCCCAUCAGAUCUCCAAACAGCAGCAAGAAACACGAGAGCUCAUUGAGCAGUCAGGACAGCGGUAAACAUUUGUGUGUGCACACAAACACAGACCCCAGCAGUAGCUGUGAGUGUGUGUGUGCUGCUGCAUCACCACUCUGCUGUCGUCAUGGGAACAGAAGCUCACCAUUAGCUGACAGUACGGUGGAGGACGGCAGCCUGACAUCCGAAGACAUCUCCAACUAUCAGCACUGUGAUUGGUCGGUGUGGCCCCGUGACGUCCUGCAGUGUCUGGAGUGUGUGGUGUGUCUGGAGAACUUUGUGAGUGAGGAGCUGCUGAUGGCCCUGCCCUGCGGCCACGUGUUCCACCAGCAGUGCAUCGUGGUGUGGCUGGCCUCCGGCAGACACUGCUGCCCGGUGUGUCGCUGGCCCAGCUACAAGAAGAAGCUGCAGAGGGCUGCAAUCAGAAGCUCCACGGGAAACACCCUGCAGGACUGAUGCAUACGUCUUACUUAGGGCUGUGUAUCGAUGUUAAAUUGAUCAGCCUAGAUAUUGUCUUACAUUUUGGCUAUGGUAAUAUCUUAUAUCGUAAUAUAUAUAAGUGUGUUUUCCUAGUUUUGAAGGCUCUAUUACAGUGAAUGGAUGUCAUUCUAUGAACUAAAAAGAGAUUUCAGCUGUUUACUUUACCCACUUAAUCAUUAUAACCUCAUUAUUUAUCAAAAAUGUCAUUGUGUAAAUCAUUUGUGAAGGCCCCAAUAGUCAACAGUAAAAACAAAAUUCGAUUUUGAAAUAUUUGGUGAAAAAUAAGGUGAUAUUUGUUUUUCUUCAUAUGGCCCAGCUCUGCUUCAUGUGUCCUCUCUGCUCUCAUUGUUCAUUGGCUCAGAGCUCACUGAGACUGUGUCUGAUAUUAUAACAGGUUGCUUUUGGUAAAGUUGGGACCGGGAAGGCUUACUUAGAUAUUUUUAAACUGGACCUUUUUUCACAUGUCAUAAUGACCAACGGGCCUAAUAUUUUUGAAAUCGGUUCAGUAUUGAGAGGGAGUGCUGCAGCCAGCAGUCGCUAAACGAACUCCAAUUUACGUCCAAGAAUGCUUGCUCCUGCCACGGAAAGGCCUGAUUGUAAUAUAAAAGAUUGACUACAUCAUGAACAGGACCCUCUAGAGAAAAAAAGCUAAGGGAGAAGUCUUCUUCUGAAAUCUUGUGUUGCAUUUGCAUUAUGGAAAUCAGCUAAAUAUUCUGCCAUUACAUGUCAAAUCAACACUUUGCUAAGCUCUUUGUACUUCAACACAUCUGAUAACCUUGGCUUGACACCAGCUUUCAGCCAGUGUCUUCUAGCAACAAGUCACAUGACUCAAUAACAAACAGACCAGAGAAGCAAAAUGUAGAACUAAACAUUGUAUUUCUCUUACUAUAAUGUUGUCUGACACUUAUCGAGCGAUUACAUUGCAGACUGUUAUUGUCAAAACAUGUUGUCCCCAUUAAUACAUAUAAACAUGGGGACACUGGGUCCAGGUUGGAAAGUAGAGAAGUUAAAAAGACAGGUGGCGGGAUCCUGUUGUCAUAAAGCCAUAAAUCAGCUUGCUUCUCCUAAUGUUGGAGGCAAUAUACUGGCCGCUAUUAGCAGACAGUGAAACUAUGACAGCCCACUCGCCAUGGGUUCUUUAUCCAGAGUAAACAAGCACACUUUGUAGUAACUGAAUCACAAGACAAUUGUACGAACUACGUCCUGUGUUAUGACUGACUGCAACUGCAAACACUUCCAUGCUGAAUGUAUGUGUUUAACAUUUCUGAAGGUAUUGACAUCACCAUACUGGCAACUCCCCAGAAUCUUAAUUUCUGUAUAAGUAUUUAUUUUGAAUGUGCUUAAACAAGUUUCCUGCCCUCCACCUA